This is a messenger RNA of Anastrepha obliqua, 2028 nucleotides long. RefSeq names its product BLOC-3 complex member HPS1 (gene HPS1). The transcript is spliced from 2 exons. Gene Ontology annotation, biological process: vesicle-mediated transport. NCBI's taxonomy places the organism in Eukaryota, Metazoa, Arthropoda, Insecta, Diptera, Tephritidae. Gene Ontology annotation, cellular component: BLOC-3 complex. The record is from RefSeq and is a predicted model, not a curated record. Gene Ontology annotation, molecular function: guanyl-nucleotide exchange factor activity. Bases 86 to 1858 code for a protein of 590 amino acids.
AUUUCUGUAUACAUUUUUUAUCAGUGCAAUGAACACAAAUUGAGUUGACUUUUAUUAAAAUAUUUGAAAAUAAACAUAAAGCAACAUGAACGGCUUAAUUGUCUUCAACAGUGCUAACGAUGUUGUUUUCCAGCAGCUUAAUACAGCCUUGGCUGAACAUUUCUUUGCUAAGAACGCCGAUCUUUUUCCCGAGAAUGCAACUGCGGCAUCCAUUGAUGGGAAUAUCAUCUUACAAAUUUUCAGUCCUAUCAUUAACUCUCAACGCAUUAUGCAUUGCCAAUUUGACAAUACGUAUUCAAGUUUUCAAUGCGACAAUGGACUUAACUUCGCCUUCGGCGAUCUGCUGGGAUAUUCGUUUGUGAAAAUCGGUCAACGCCCAGUGGACAUACUCAAGCGACACCUAGGCGUAGCUAUUGCACUGACACGCCACUUGUACGGAGCAAACUUGUUCGCUACACAAGCUAGCACCGUACAGGAGGAACUACUAUCAACUUGCCUCGAAAGCUACGAAGAGCAUUUGUGGGAUGAGGAGCAAACUAUGUUGGUGGAGGCAUUGCCGCGAUUGCUUAUUAACACUGAACUUAAGCGCGUUGUGAGCACUGCGCUCGAUGGUGCAUUGGAAUGUUUGCGUGACCUGGGUCAUCAACGUACUCAUGCCCUACUCUUUGCUUCGCACAAAUUUGUUUCUUCCGCUACAUCAAAGCAAGCGCUCGCUUUGAGCCCAUCCGAUUUGAUAUUUCUUACUUUGCUUGCGCGCUCUUUGCAACGCAAUCAUCGAUCACUUAAUCGGUCAGUUGCUGUAUUUUUACAGGGUGCUUCUUAUGAUCCCAAUUCAGGAUGUGUGCCCUGUAUUGCGCACCUGUCUCAACUAGUAAAGGGUGUGUUAUUGGUGCAGGUGAUCGAGUAUGCAAAUCUACAAGUGGCAAGCAGCAUGUACGAUACCUUCUUCGUACUACAAAAAAUCAUAACCCUGCAAAUACAAGGCGACUCGGAUGCAAUGAAGCCGACAUAUGAGAGUCUAGAGUCAUUUGUUAAACAAACAUUGGAUGCGCUCAAGCGUUCCAAGUUAAAAGGUGAUGAAUUGGAUACUUCGUUGAAAAAAUUCGUUGCCAAAUGGGAGAACUUAAAGAAGAUGUACGGCGACUUUUUUCGUUCUGUCGAACGAGAAUUAUUAGUGCGAAUUGAGUCCAACGUGCCGGCGUUCAUGGAUGAACUAAAACAGCUUUUCACACUAACGUGCUGUGACAGUUCAGGCAUUGCUUUGGACCAGUUACCAGAAGUGGCUUCAGCAGUUGAGGGAAAGAUGCUCGAAAUUACAGAGUUUCUAGCUGUAAAAGCUGAGCGCAACAUCUCUAUUGAAGCCUAUUUGGAAGAUUUUCCAGGACUCAUCCAUUUUGUGUAUGUCAAUAGGACAACUGGUCUCAUGAUUGCGCCCGAUUUGCGCGCCAACCAGUUGGUUUCGAAAAAGAGUUUAUGGUCGAUGAUUGAACUAUCCCGCAAAUACUUGAAGAAGGGACACUCAACUGUUAUGUGGAAAGAUAAAGUAUUUAACUAUUCAUAUUUUCUUUGGUUCGAAGAUCAAGCUGGUGGUUCUAUGAAAUUAAUCGAUCUGCAUCAGCUUAUAGUUAGUUCAGGAUCGUCUAGUAAUGCCUUCAAGCCACCAUUCGAACCCGGUUUACUUGCCGCCGAUUAUUACCAACAGCUCGCUGAAGUGUGUUUUCCAAAGGUCACACCAGGCAAAGUUAAAUGCUACGAACUCUUCUGUAUACAUUUAGGCUUAGUGACAGCAACUUGCGCUGUGGAACAUUCACGGCGUCUAGUGGCAACCAUAGCCGAUGUAGUGGGUGAUAAUAAUUAAUAAGUGAUUUCUUUCCUUUAGCUUUAGUUAUUAAGAUUUCCAGGAUGCAUUCCAAUGAAAUUAUUUUUACAAAAUUAUUUAUUUGUAAUAAUCCACGUUUUUCUAACUUAACUUUUAAACUUUAGUAUUGACAUAAACAUUACAAAAACAAUAUGCUUUGUUUGCAAGUA